This is a messenger RNA of Angiostrongylus costaricensis, 372 nucleotides long. Lineage: Eukaryota; Metazoa; Nematoda; Chromadorea; Rhabditida; Metastrongylidae. The record is from the annotation of a GenBank genome assembly.
AUGAUGACGUCCACUAGUCGUGGCGAUGUCGCCUUGGAUAGUGGAGACCUAAUGUUCGCAUCGAUUGGGUCUUUCAUUGAAGGAUUGGAGGAGCAAAUACGAGCAACACGUGCUUCACAAAUCGAAUUGAAUGUGAGAAUCAAAGAGAUGGCAGAUUUCUUGCACGAGCUCAAUGAUCAUGAAGAACCCUAUGAUAUCCAAGUGUACGUCGGGAAGUUGCAAGAUUCAAGGCGUCGAGUAAACAACGUGAAUCAAGUUAUAGGAAGCGUGCAUGAUCGUUUGAGUCGCCUCCAACGAUUGAUAGCGCGAGAAAUCUUUAAGAAAAAGAAAAUGAUCAAAGGAACAGAAGUACCUCCCUUACCAGAGCACUGA